AUGAAGGCCUUCACUCUCUUGGGAGCUGCUGCUCUUUUCUUUUCCCCGGCUCUUGCUCAGGCAGACCUUCCCCAUGUUACUAUCCUUCCUUUUCCUUUGCCCUCUGGUACGCCUUCCGGAACGCCUUCCAGCACUCCUUCGGUCACUCCUACUCCCUGGCCCAGCGGAGUUCCGCGUCCCACCGGCGUUCGACCUACGGGUUCGUGGCCAACUCCUUCUUCGAGCGGAGUUCCACCUCCUUCUAGCUCUCCGGUCUUUGCUUUCCAGCGCAGACACGCCCGUCAGGUCCGUCCAAUCUUCGUCUAG
Molecule: messenger RNA, 306 nt
Organism: Aspergillus pseudonomiae
Lineage: Eukaryota; Fungi; Ascomycota; Eurotiomycetes; Eurotiales; Aspergillaceae
Exons: 2
Coding region: 1-306 (101 amino acids)
Source: RefSeq, a predicted model, not a curated record